CGUAGAGGAAAAAUGACUGAACAGAGACGCGAUUGUUCUGUUUUGCUUUUGACACCAGUUCACAUUUGGUUCGCCUCGACGCCUUAAAGUGGAUUAACAGCGACAGUAAACUCCAGUCAAACUACCAGAGAAACGGAAUGUCGUCACACACAGAAAAGACGAAAGACCUCCAGUGUUUACCAGCGGCCAUGGCUCCGAUGGGUAUCCGCCUGUCACCGCUCGGUGUAGGGGUGUUCUGCCUCCUCGGGGUCGGCGUUAUCUACCACCUGUAUGCCGGUGUCAUCUCCAACCGCUUGUCUGCUUUCAGACAGCCUAGAAAAGUGGAUCUGAGGGAGCUGCUGGCUGUCUCAGUGGAGGCGGCAGUACUAGGUGGUAUAGAGGUAAAGAAUGUGCGUGAUGAAAACGCUCUGAAGGAGAAGUCAAAGGGAAAGACGAGGGAGGGAGUCAAUGAGCUUCUGACCAAUGGUGACCUGCAGUCUCACAGAAAGAUGUUUAACCUUUUAAAGAAUACCUUUCCUGAUGUCACGGUGAACAGUGAAGAACAUGACAACACGGUGGAUAAGGCAGCAGCCUGGAGCAAGGACAUUCCAGCAGACAUACUGGAAAAGAUAAAGGCGGGCAACGAGGUCCCUCCAGAGAGUGUCACUGUGUGGAUCGAUCCUCUGGAUGCUACACAAGAAUAUACAGAGAACCUGGUCAAGUAUGUGACCACAAUGGUAUGUGUGGCUGUAGAUGGUAAACCAGUCAUUGGAGUCAUACAUCAGCCAUUCACAGGGUUCACUGCCUGGGCAGUAGUAGGUCAGGGAUCAAAUAUGCGCCCCCGGUCAUCCUACAGUUUAAACCCUCCAAAGGUGAUAGUAUCACGUUCCCACUCCGGGGAAGUUAAAAACUUUGUUCAUGACGCUUUUGGAAACAGCACAACAAUCAUAGAAGCAGGCGGAGCAGGAUACAAGGUCCUUGCACUCCUGGAGAUGCCCUCAAGUGAUACAGGCUCUAUUGACCAGGCAGACACUUACGUCCACAUCACCUUUAUUAAGAAAUGGGACAUCUGCGCUGGUGCUGCACUACUGAGCGCACUAGGAGGCCAUAUGACAACUCUCAAAGGAGAGGACAUAGACUACAGCGGGACACCACUCAACAAAGGAGGACUGGUGGCCAGUGUUAAUGUGGACCACAAGACCAUUGUGGAAAGACUACCAAACUGGGACCCCGAGAAGCACUGAAAGACACAAACACAGAGCCAUUGGUAGUCUGGUCAGGUUGUAGUAAGAGCAACACGUGGCAGUCCUUUUCUGUAACUUAUGAACUGGCUGUAAAACAUAACCAGUGAGAUUGUGAUCAACCAAUCAGAUGUAUUGGAGUCACUGGCGGGGAUCGCUGAGCAGGACUGUGGAACCAACACGACUGCAGUUGGAAACUGCGACGGCUGACACAAUGGCUCUGAAUGAAUGCACACUCCCUUUCAUGCAUACAUCUAAGAAAUGGUACAUCUUCCUCUCUACUUGCGCGUAUACACACACACACACACACAUACACACACAUACACACACAUACA
Messenger RNA from Scomber scombrus (Atlantic mackerel), 1555 nucleotides. RefSeq names its product 3'(2'), 5'-bisphosphate nucleotidase 2 (gene bpnt2). Gene Ontology annotation, biological process: phosphatidylinositol phosphate biosynthetic process. The coding region runs from base 138 to 1223 and encodes 361 amino acids. Gene Ontology annotation, molecular function: 3'-nucleotidase activity. Gene Ontology annotation, cellular component: endomembrane system. The record is from RefSeq and is a predicted model, not a curated record. The transcript is spliced from 9 exons. Lineage: Eukaryota; Metazoa; Chordata; Actinopteri; Scombriformes; Scombridae.